UUUCUGAAAAGCCGGCAGAAUGUAAACAAAUAAAAAAUUAAUUUUAACAAAAUAUCCUAGUUGUAUGAAUUGGUUUAUUACAUCACACUAACAAUAUUUCGUAAAACAAUUACCUACUGAAUGCUACUUUACUUUAAAAUAUGUAUGUCAUCAGAUAUUUAUGCAGUUUAAUCGUUUAUUUCGCCCAUGGUUGUACCUGUUCAUAUCCAUUUCAAAAUGUUUCCCUGCCUUGGGACGAUCGUGUCAACGAUUUAGUAAAUAGAUUGUCAUUGCUUGAAAUAAAGGACCAGUUAGCGAAGGGAGGGGCUGGCAUUAAAGGUGGGCCGGCUCCUGCCAUUCCUAGAUUAGGUAUUGGCCCUUACCAAUGGAAUGAAGAAUGUCUACGAGGGAUACCAAUUGCUGGAGAGGCAACUUCUUUCCCACAAGCCAUUGGACUUGCUGCUGCAUUUAGUCCUCAACUUAUAUUUGAUGUAGCAGAAGCAACAGGUGUUGAAGUGAGGGCAAAGCAUACUGAUUAUGUUAGGAAGAAACAAUAUGGUGACCAUAAAGGUUUGAGCUGCUUCAGUCCUGUAAUCAAUAUCAUGAGACAUCCACUAUGGGGUAGAAAUCAGGAGACCUAUGGAGAAGACCCAUAUUUAAGUGGCGUUUUAGCAGAGUAUUUUGUAAAAGGAUUACAAGGUGACCAUGCUAGAUAUGUUAGAGCUAAUGCUGGGUGCAAACAUUUUGAUGUACAUGGUGGUCCAGAAAAUAUCCCAGAACCAAGAUUUUCUUUUGAUGCAAAGGUAUCAGACAGGGAUUGGAGGCUGACAUUUCUCCCAGCAUUUAGAGCAUGUGUGAAGGCAGGAUCAUACAGUCUGAUGUGUAGUUACAACAGUGUAAAUGGAGUGCCAACAUGUGCCAGCCAUAAACUGCUGACCAGUAUUCUUAGAGAAGAAUGGGGCUUUAAGGGUUAUGUUAUAAGUGAUGAAGGUGCUCUAGAAAACAUUAUAUUUUGGCACAAGUACCUGACAUCAGCUGUAGACACUGCUGCAGCAUGUAUCAAGGCCGGCUGUAAUAUAGAAUUGUCAGCAAAUAAUCCAGUUAUCUAUGAUGCUAUAAUUGAUGCUGUAAAUCAAGGGAAAUUGUCAGAGAUUCUAGUGCGGGAGCGUGUAAAGCCUCUAUUUUAUACCCGCAUGCGUCUGGGAGAGUUUGAUCCGCCAGAGAUGAACCCUUAUCUUCAGUAUAACCUGUCAGUUGUACAGAGUCCAGAACACAGGCAACUAGCUGUCAAAGCUGCCAUGCAGUCAUUUGUUCUACUGAAAAAUGAUAACAAUUUGUUACCUAUAAAAAAGCACUUUAAAAGAAUUGCAAUAAUUGGACCAAUGGCUGAUAAUUUGGAGCAGUUAUAUGGUGACUAUGCACCUGAUAUAGAUACAAAAUAUACAAAAACACCAUUACAAGGUUUAAGUGCUAUGUCAGACUCUGUAAGUUAUACAGCUGGUUGUCAUGACAACAAAUGUGAGAAUUAUUCAUCAAGUGAUGUAAAAACUGCCGUGAAAGAUGCACAGCUAGUGGUGAUCUGUGUAGGAACAGGUCAAGAGUUAGAGUGUGAGGGGAAGGAUAGACCAGAUAUGAACCUGGCAGGGAACCAGCCUCAACUUAUCCGUGAUGCAGUUGAUGCUGCACAUGGAAGUCCGAUCUUGCUGCUUGUGUUCAGUGCUGGACCAGUCAAUAUCAGUUUUGUAGACAAAGACACUCGUGUGGAGGCUAUAAUGCAGUGUUUCUUCCCUGCACAAGCUACUGGAGAAGCCUUGUUCAAUACUGUUACUAUGGCAACAGAAGAUGCAAGUCCGGCUGGUAGACUACCAUACACCUGGUAUAACACCGCAGAUCAGAUCCCAUCAAUGACAGAUUACUCUAUGAAAGGGAAGACGUACAGAUAUUUUAAAGGAUCACCUCUCUAUCCUUUUGGAUAUGGUUUAUCAUAUUCUAACUUUGAAUAUGUAAAAAUGUCCGUGAAACAAUCAAUUAUAGCUGGAGAUAACCAACUAGUGUACGGGCAUGUAACAAACACAGGGAUGAUUGAUGCUUAUGAGGUUGUUCAAGUCUACAUGUCUUGGUUGAAAACAAAUGAAACAAUGCCAAAUAUACAGCUUGUUGGAGUACAAAAAUUGUAUAUAAAAUCUAGUCAGACACAAGAGUUCCAGUUUACCAUCUCUCCAGAACAAAUGGCUGUCUGGACAGACAAGGGAUAUGUCGUACAACCAGGUAAAAUGGCAGUGUAUGUAAGUGGGCAGCAACCACAUCAGACAAGAACCACUGGCUCAAAUGUUUUACAAGCAAACUUUCAAAUUGAAGGGGAAAAACACCUUGGAAUGUUUUAAAUCACUUGUUCGUUGAAACUUUUGACUUUGAAAAUUUGAUAUACCCCAGUGUUUUGAUAUAAAAUUUCUAGUCUUCAUAGUCCUGGAGAACAGUUUCAGUUUCAGUUAAAUUCAUAGUUCAGUUCACUGCACAGUUCAUUUGAGCAAUGACUUAUUUUGAUAUACAAAGAUUGACACCGCAUUUGUCUCUCUUUCUGAUAAUGCAUAUAAGGUUUAUCCCCUUCGCCCAAUAUCCUAUUAAAUUGUUAAGUUGCACAUCGUCCCUCCUUCCCAGUGUUAUCAUUUUUUGGAACAGUUUUUCAUAGAAAGUUUAUGUAUAAAAAGAUACAUAUUCAAAGUCCACAUAAUAUGUAUGUAAUUACAAAAAUGGAAAUGUGCAAAUUUUUGUGUCAAAAUAUUAAGGCUGCAUUUUUCAUUAAAAAAUGCAAUACCUUUAAAAAAAAAAGAUAUUUUCUGAAAACCAAGGACUGUGUGCUAAAAAUUAAUGAUACCAUUAAAUGUUACUACUAGACUUUAACAUUCCAUAUAUUGUGCUCAUAAUAAAAUUUUGUUAUGCCUGGCAUUGAUGCAAUUGGGAUUGUGUGAUAGAUUUUUCUUCAUAUUAUUAUGAUAAUCAUAUUACAUGAGUGUUAAUCAAAAUGCAGUAAAUAUUGGUAUAAUUAUAUCCAAGAUAAUGGUAAAAAAUAGUUGAAACUGAAUUGAGAAUUUUUACAUAUUUGUCAUUUUUUGUGUCUAAUUUUUAGGAUUUUUUUACAUGCAUUUAUUUAGUAAAAACCUGAUUACAUGAACUUUGUUUUAAGUCUCACUAUUCAUAGUAACCUAUAUGGAUAUUUUAAUAUUUGAUGUUCUCUGUAUGUCAUUACAGCUUCAUUCUUGUGUACCGGUAAUCAACUUACAAGCUUUUUUUUCCUAACUUUGAUUAAUUCAAUAUCAUGUUAUAAUUAUUUAUAUAUUUAUGAUUAAUUGUUUCUUAAUUGAGGUAUUUGGUGUGUGUUAAUUUUCAAUGUGAUUUUUAUAGUCUCACAGCUGACAAUUAGUAAAUAGAUCUUGACCAAUUGGUGCUUUAUUUUUUAUAUAUUAUAUACAUGUAUUCUUUUAUAUGUAUUAACAGAACAGAAGUGUUCUACUUUGAUUAUAAAGUUAAUUAUAACAAAAA
Molecule: messenger RNA, 3519 nt
Organism: Ruditapes philippinarum (Manila clam)
Lineage: Eukaryota; Metazoa; Mollusca; Bivalvia; Venerida; Veneridae
Exons: 12
Coding region: 141-2363 (740 amino acids)
Biological process (GO): arabinan catabolic process; xylan catabolic process
Cellular component (GO): plant-type cell wall
Molecular function (GO): xylan 1,4-beta-xylosidase activity; alpha-L-arabinofuranosidase activity
Source: RefSeq, a predicted model, not a curated record